AUGGAUGCAGAUCAAUUUAUUGCCUGUGGCAAAUCGAGAGACAAUGCUCAUGAAUUUGCUUCAGAAAUCUGGCUGGCUGUUAUUGACAAUUUGGAGGAAAAUGAUCAAACAUUUCUCUUGCUUAAACGUCUUGCAUUAGAGGGCAAUGUCUAUCUACCAUAUCCAUACUCGAGAUCAUACAAAGUCCAGUGGAGGGUAUUUGAAAAGCUUUUCACUGAUUUCCGCGACUGCUUCAAUGAUGUGGACUAUUAUGACGUAUUGGCAUGUGCUAAGCACCAAUUUCUGCCGAUACCAUCUACUUGGUUAGGUUACUAA
This is a messenger RNA of Ilex paraguariensis (yerba mate), 315 nucleotides long. Lineage: Eukaryota; Viridiplantae; Streptophyta; Magnoliopsida; Aquifoliales; Aquifoliaceae. The record is from the annotation of a GenBank genome assembly.